AUGGACAUGAGCUUUCUCCGCAUGGGAGAAUGGUGGACCAAGCCUGAACAUUUCAAUGCCCCAUUGGUCUUUUACCUGGAAGAGGAGCAGGAGGAGAAGAUAUUCAAUAGGCAGGAGGACAGAUACCUCCACUGCAUGGAGGAGCACAGCCACACCCUCAUUCAGCUGGAGUCCUGGUUCACAGUCACAGACCACAACCACUUCACUGUGGUGGGUCCACCUAAGGCCAGGCAGUGGCUGAUGGGCAUGAUAUGGCUUUUGGAGCACAGGAACGUUCACUAUCAAGCUCGAGGUUACCAGAUGCCGCAAAAUACCUGGAGCCAGACCUUAACGAAGGAGAACUUGGCUGCCUGUCUCAGAGUAUAG
Messenger RNA from Dipodomys spectabilis (banner-tailed kangaroo rat), 366 nucleotides. Its product is annotated as KH homology domain-containing protein 1-like. The record is from RefSeq and is a predicted model, not a curated record. Gene Ontology annotation, cellular component: cytoplasm. Gene Ontology annotation, molecular function: RNA binding. Bases 1 to 366 code for a protein of 121 amino acids. The transcript has 3 exons. Lineage: Eukaryota; Metazoa; Chordata; Mammalia; Rodentia; Heteromyidae.